Molecule: messenger RNA, 1332 nt
Organism: Didymodactylos carnosus
Lineage: Eukaryota; Metazoa; Rotifera; Eurotatoria; Philodinida; Philodinidae
Source: the annotation of a GenBank genome assembly
AUGGCAGUUGCGUUACCCUUAAUCACAUCAACGUCAUCGUCAUCUGUCAACAGAAUUCUUUCCAGCAAAUAUCGACCAACAACAGCCCCUAAGACUAAUAUUACCGAGCGUACAUUUUCAAAACAAAGUACAAUCUCCCUUGGUAAUCGUACAAUAAAUGCAAAAUUUGUUGUGGAUUGGGCAAAUCCUUCAUCAGUAUUGGUCAAUGAGACAAAGCAGAGUCAAACAUUACAAGAUGCGUUCAAAAAAUUUCGUGAUAAUAAAAUGAAUGAAAUGAGAUUAGAACAACAUAUGAAAAUACAUCAGCAACGAAAAAUCAAAAUCCGUCGUAGUGAUCCCGAACGAAUGAAACGUUUAAGAUUUAAAUUUAUUGAACAAGCAAAGAAAUAUAUUGGCGUUCCAUAUGCGAGAAAAUAUUUCGAGUUUGGUACACCGGAAUAUGAAUCAACAUUGUUUCUUGAUUGUUGUGGUCUUGUACGACGAGUGAUGUACGAUUUAGCCAAAGAUUUUGGUUUUGUUAUUGGUCCAUGGAAUCAAGCUUACAUGUAUGAUACAUUACCAAAGACUAUAUUUCAUUUGAAUGAUAUUCAACCCGGUGAUCUUGUGUUUAUAUCAGCGAUUUAUUACAAUACAAAGAUGAAAAAACAACGUCAUAAUUUAACACAUGUUGAAAUAUUUCUUGGUGAGGGUGAAAAAACAAUUGGAGCAAGAUGGAACAAUGGAAAAGUACAAAUAUUUGAUAGUUAUAAAUUUGAAGCAAAAAGUUAUCAUUCACCAACAUAUAUAAUUAAAUCAAUUGAUCCAUGGUUGAAAGGAAUUUGUGAAAGCUGUUGUUCAGAGCAUUCUUGGCGACGUCGCCGACCUCUUAAUCCAAAUAAAAAAUCUGUCUUUUACUCUUCAAAACAAACAGACCAUAAUGGUGCUACUAAACGACGAAAAAAACAUCGAAGAUCAAAAAGUAGAAAUACAACAACUGUUUCGGCAUCUUCAUCAUCAUCUGUUGGCUCAAAAACUUCUACUGCAAAACGACGACGACGACGACAAAGACGAAAAACGAGAUCAAGGAAUCGAAAAUCAGCAACAACAGUAACUAAUAGUAUUCCUGAACAUGUCAAUGAGCAACGACCACUGUCAAAUAAUGAUGAUAGUGAAUCGAUGAGCGGUGAUUCAGAUAAUGAUACUACAUUUAAAAAUGAUUUGUCAAAAGUCAAUUGUUUAGCACAACAGCAGUGUGACGACGAAGAUUCUAUGAAUGAAGCAUUGAAUGCUGAAACGAUCGAUGAAGAAUAUUUAUGUAAAAAUAUUUCAAAUAUUCAAAUUCAUAAUAGUUGA